GACACCCCCAAGACUCUUCAACAUGACAAAACGCACGCGCAAAGUCGGUGUCACCGGAAAGUACGGAACGCGUUACGGUGCGUCCUUGCGGAAGCAGGUCAAAAAGAUGGAAAUCACCCAGCACGCACGGUACACCUGCACAUUCUGCGGCAAGGAUUCCGUGAAGCGUCAGGCAGUGGGCAUCUGGAAAUGCAAGGCAUGCCGGAAGGUUAUCGCUGGAGGCGCAUGGACUGUCACCACGACGGCGGCUGCGACUGUCCGCAGUACUGUUCGUCGGUUGCGCGAGAUCACGGAGGCUUAAAACACCUCAUUUGACUUUAUUCUUUCCCAUGAUACUACUCUCCCUCUACUGUUGUUCCUCCACGCAUAAGCUCAAUGACCAUAGGCCUCCAUGAUCUCGAU
Messenger RNA from Heterobasidion irregulare TC 32-1, 402 nucleotides. RefSeq lists its product as uncharacterized. The record is from RefSeq and is a predicted model, not a curated record. Gene Ontology annotation, molecular function: structural constituent of ribosome. The coding region runs from base 23 to 301 and encodes 92 amino acids. The transcript has 6 exons. Lineage: Eukaryota; Fungi; Basidiomycota; Agaricomycetes; Russulales; Bondarzewiaceae. Gene Ontology annotation, cellular component: ribosome. Gene Ontology annotation, biological process: translation.